This is a messenger RNA of Jaculus jaculus (lesser Egyptian jerboa), 4266 nucleotides long. It is a transcript of the gene Trib2, whose product is annotated as tribbles pseudokinase 2. Gene Ontology annotation, cellular component: nucleus. Gene Ontology annotation, biological process: positive regulation of proteasomal ubiquitin-dependent protein catabolic process; regulation of MAP kinase activity; protein phosphorylation. Bases 1356 to 2387 code for a protein of 343 amino acids. Gene Ontology annotation, molecular function: protein kinase activity; mitogen-activated protein kinase kinase binding; ATP binding. The record is from RefSeq and is a predicted model, not a curated record. The transcript is spliced from 3 exons. Lineage: Eukaryota; Metazoa; Chordata; Mammalia; Rodentia; Dipodidae.
CCUCGCCGGGAGAUGCGGGCGUGCUGAGCGCCGGGAUUGGCCUCGGGCGCCGUCGGCCAUCCCCUUUAAAUUUUAAAUACACAGACCUUUCCUACCUCUGGGUGGCAAGACAAUAAUAAUAAUAAUAAAAGAAGGAAAGCCGUCGAAUUUUUUUUUUCCUCCAAAACCUGCCUUGCGGGGCAAUUUGGGGUUGGGGCACGGGGAAUCCGAGGGCUUUGCAACCUCUGGUGCUCCGGCGGGAGAGGAACGCCGCGAGUUGGCAGGGUCAGGGGAACAUCCCCUCCCGCUCCCACACUCCCCAGCCCCCGGAAGCUCGUGCCGGGGGGAAAUCGGAGUUCAUUGAUCCGCCCAGGUCCCCCCCGCCCGCUCUUCUUGCUUCAUUCGGAGGAAGAUCCGGGACGCGCGCGAGCGACGCCUGCAUGAGUCGGUGCUGACCUCCGGGCAGGCGCGGGCUGAGCCCUGGGCUUUGUCGCCGGUACCUGUGCCGAGCCCGCGCCGCAGCUCUGUGCCCAGCUUUCGCAGUCUUUUGUUGGUACCGCUGACCGCUCCAAGUUCAGUGCUCCUUGCUAUUUUUCUUUUCUUUUUUUCUUUCUGUUUGUAUUUAUUCAUUUAUUUAUUUAUUUAUUUAUUUUGGAGAGCUCUUGGUGGUUUUGGAAAAGCCUCAGACGCCAUCUACAGUUAAAACGUAGGUAACUGCCCUCUCCGGCACCCCCCUCUUCCACGCCCCCCACCCUUUCCACCAAAAAAGGGGGUGCAGCGCGGAUUCUGGCUGCGGUGCAGUCGCGAGCCGGCGGACCCGUGCUUAUUUCCUUUUGCUUUUUGUUUGGUUUCCAACGCGUGGAGAGCCAGCUUCCGCCGCGCGCUCCCCGAAGCCUGCACAAAACUCCCGCAGGGCUUCUGCGCCCCGUCUGCGGUUCGAAGGCAGCCCGGGGACCGCUCUGGAAGCCCGGCGCUGCAGCCCGCGUCCAAACGGCACGCUAGCUCCUACAGACCCACGCUGGGAGGAGAGAGAGACCCACCAAGGCCAAGUGCGGCGAUCCCGCCUGGCGCUGGCUGCUUUGGGGUAACAAAAGGACCCUAGUCGCCGACCGACCGAACACCCUCGGGAGCCGGGCUCGAAGCCGACGUGGUUGUGGCCAGUGGCAUCUAAGCCGGGGCUUCCAACUCUUUCUCCACAUCGUCCCCUCUCCCAUCUCCUCCCCUCUCAAUCCCUUCUGCAAUCUGUGACACCGAGGCUCCAGCAGCUGCUCUCGCCUGAGACUCAUUUCUCCAGCGGGGGUUUCUUUCUUUUCUUUUCUUUCUUUCUUUUCUUUUCUUUCCCUUUUUUUUGUUUGUUGUGUGUGAUCCCCACACUCAUGAACAUACACAGGUCUACCCCUAUCACAAUAGCGAGAUAUGGGAGAUCGCGGAACAAAACCCAGGAUUUCGAAGAGUUGUCGUCUAUAAGGUCCGCGGAACCCAGCCAGAGUUUCAGCCCGAACCUCGGCUCCCCGAGCCCGCCUGAGACUCCGAACUUGUCGCAUUGCGUUUCUUGCAUCGGGAAAUACUUAUUGUUGGAACCUCUGGAAGGAGACCACGUUUUUCGGGCUGUGCAUUUGCACAGCGGAGAGGAGCUGGUGUGCAAGGUGUUUGAGAUCAGCUGCUACCAAGAGUCCUUGGCACCCUGCUUUUGCCUGUCUGCCCAUAGCAACAUCAACCAAAUCACCGAAAUCCUCCUGGGCGAAACCAAAGCCUAUGUGUUCUUUGAGCGGAGCUAUGGGGAUAUGCAUUCAUUUGUUCGCACUUGCAAGAAGCUAAGGGAGGAGGAGGCAGCCAGACUAUUCUACCAGAUCGCCUCUGCUGUGGCCCAUUGCCACGAUGGGGGGCUGGUGCUGCGUGACCUCAAGCUGCGGAAGUUCAUCUUUAAGGAUGAAGAGAGGACCCGGGUCAAGCUGGAGAGCUUGGAAGAUGCCUAUAUUCUCCGGGGAGACGAUGACUCUCUCUCUGACAAGCAUGGCUGCCCUGCAUACGUCAGCCCAGAGAUCUUGAAUACCAGUGGCAGCUACUCAGGCAAGGCAGCGGACGUGUGGAGCCUGGGAGUAAUGCUAUACACCAUGUUGGUGGGGCGUUACCCUUUCCAUGACAUUGAGCCCAGUUCCCUCUUCAGCAAGAUUCGCCGAGGCCAGUUCAACAUUCCAGAGACUCUGUCGCCCAAGGCCAAGUGCCUUAUCCGAAGCAUUCUGCGGAGGGAGCCCUCAGAGCGCUUGACCUCACAGGAAAUUCUGGACCAUCCUUGGUUUUCUACAGAUUUUAGCGUCUCAAAUUCAGGAUAUGGUGCUAAGGAAGUUUCUGACCAGCUGGUGCCAGAUGUAAACAUGGAAGAGAACUUGGACCCUUUCUUUAACUGAGAUCAUGGCCCAUGGAGACUCAGCAGGUACCAGGAGCGAGAGAGGGCCCCAGAAAAGAGUUCUUCCGGGACACAGGUGGCCUGGCUGGACAGCAAGACAGAUAUUCGCACUCAUACAUUUCUUGGUUCAGAGGAGGAAGACCUUCCAGGAGCUGACUGGACAUGUAGCAUGUGGGCAGGACAUGUGGGAUGGGGUAGGGAUCGAACAGACAGGGUUCCCCCAAGCUUCUCUUUCCUAGCAUAGCCUGGGAGCCCUGCCCCUUGCCUGUUGGGCACUCCCACCUACCCCACUUUUCAUUUUGUUCAGAACUAGUUGCAGAUAUUGAUAGAAUUGAAACUCUGCCUCAAACAUGUAUCUUGGCAUUGCACUGUUAGCAUUUAACUUCUUGUUAUGAUUCAGGGAAGGAAUAAUUGGCCUAGGAUUUUUUUUUUUUUCCAACAAGUCAACCACCCAUGUGAUAGAUAAUAGGAGUCACUUAAAACCAUGAUUCGGUGCACACAGACUGACCUGGAACCCGGGUGCUAAACUAAAAGAAAACAAAAGUCCAGUUGCUGUUCCUUAAUCGCUCUCCUUAUUUCUUCUAAAUAAACUGUUCAUAUCCUGGUUAGGAAAUGACAUGUUAGUGCUUUGCUCCCUGAAGGGGGGAAAAAUAUCUGUUCUUUAACAGACUCUUCUGUUCUGUAUCAAUUGGUUUAUGACAGGAAGCUAUUAGAAGUGAAAUUUCCAGAUGCAUUCCCGCUAUCAGACCAGGGGAAGAAGAAAGGAAAGGAGAAAAUCCAACUCCUUUUUCAUUUUUGUUCUUCUAAAGGGUGAGGGUUCACAGAGCAGACAUUCCUGUCUGCUCAGUUGAUGCUGAGGGCCCGAGAGGGCGGGAAGCUCCUGGAAGUUCUCUGAUGCUUUUGCAGAGCCAGUCGCAGUAUACACUUUUAUCUUUGCUUCAUGGGAAACUAGUGAAACAAAGCAGGUUGUCCCAUCCGUAUAAAAUACAGGGCAGCUAUUUUGUUUUCUAUAGGAAGGAUGAUCCUUUUGGCUUGGAAGGCCCUCUAGUGUGGACACAAGGAGUGGAAAGGGGAGUAAGCUGAAAGCUAGAAUGAUAUAAAUACAAGCAGCUCUCUAUCCCAGUACGCACCUUUGUAUUUUCAAGAAGUCUUCUAUUUAUUAAGGAAAAUGUCACAUUGUGAUGUAUUAAGCCAGUACUUCAAUUACGGGUCGACUUGGGGUGACGUGUUACAUGCUGUAGUUAACAUUUAUGAUUUUUUUCCUUAAGUAUUUCUGUCCCUGAAAUAAUCUUUUAUUUGGCUUUUCUAGAUAGCUUUAUUUGAUUUCGAGUGGCAAUUUUUUUUUUUAAUUACGGCUUUUCUAUUGCUGUAUGAUACAGAACUCUUUUGGCAUAAAUAUUUGUGUUUCCAGUACCUCAGUUUGGAUUUUACUGCCUGUAUAUGUUUUGUGAAAUGGUCCUGUUUUGGGGUAGGUCACACGUGGACUCUAGUAUGUAAAUGUACUUGAAUCUGUGCUUCAUUAUAGUACGUGGCAUGUGUGUGUGGACUUCUGGAUGCUUCAUGCCUGCUUAGCAGGAGCCCCUGUCCCCAGGAGGGUGGCUUCCCAGUCAUAAUUAGAAGACAAGGCUGCCACGGACUUGCCCUUGAUUCUCUUUUGAUAACAGAAGAUAUAGAAAGAGGGUUUUACAUUCUGAAGAUGGUGCUGUGGCAAGAAGGACCCUUUUUCUUCCCUCUCCCUAAUUUUUUAAGUACUUGGUGGGAGGAAAGAUUGGCGACAUGCAUGGUGGGGAUCAAUGGCCUCUGGUGCUUUGUCCUGUAUCCGGUUUAAUGUUUUCGUCCUAAUCUCUUCAAUCAAUAAAAUUGUGCGUAUUUAACUAAAA